Messenger RNA from Mycena citricolor, 4719 nucleotides. The record is from the annotation of a GenBank genome assembly. Lineage: Eukaryota; Fungi; Basidiomycota; Agaricomycetes; Agaricales; Mycenaceae.
AUGGUUACCGAAAACAACGAACUGCCUGUUCCCGAGGAACAAGUCAAUGCUUCCGGCAUUGAGGAUACGACGGAUACCGCUCCGACUGCCGAACCGGCGGUCGAAAAAGAAAGCAAGAACCGGCAAGACGCACCGGCCGACCCGCAGGCUCCGGCCCCGGAAAACGCCGCCGAUCCGGUCGUAGACUUCUCGGACGAAGAGGCGGCCCUGGCGGCCGACGCUCCGGAAUUCGAUCUGGGAGACGAAGAACCUGCGGAAGAAAACGCCGGCGGGGAUCGCGUUUCGGAGACGACGAUCCGCGCAGACGUGGAAGCCAUCAAAAUAGCCUUCUAUAAGAAUUACCGCAACGAGGUGGAUCAGUUGCGCAAGCUGUUCGUCGAAUCGGGCGGCAAUAGCGAAGAUUUCGUUCCGCCCGCAAACGAAGCGGAACAGCAGUUCAAGACGCUAUUCGCCGAAUACCGCGAGAAACGCAAUGAGUUCAUCGCCCGGCUGGACGCUGAAAAAGAAGCCAACUACCAGACCAAACUCCAGAUCAUCGAAGAACUGAAAGAACUGGUCAACAGUAACGAAACGCUCAAUCAGACAUUCAACACGUUCCGCGAACUGCAACAGCGCUGGAAAGAGACAGGGCUCGUACAGCAGUCGGUCAUGAAAGACCUGUGGGAAACUUACAACCUGCACGUCGAGAAUUUCUACAAUUUCAUCAAGAUCAACAAGGAACUGCGCGACCUCGACCUGAAAAAGAAUUACGAAGCCAAAAUCGCCCUGUGCGAAGAGGCGGAAGCGCUGGUGCUGGAGAACUCGGUCAUUACCGCGUUCCACAAAUUACAAAAGCUGCACGAACAGUGGCGCGAAAUAGGCCCUGUGACCAACGAAUACAAGGAACAGUUGUGGGACCGUUUCCGCGAAGCCAGUUCGAAAAUCAACAAACGGCAUCAGGAACAUUUCGACCAACUGAAAGAGGAACAAAAGAAAAACCUCGACCUGAAAACCGAGCUUUGCGUCAAGACCGAGGAACUGGUCACCGCUGCGCCGAUCUCCCGCAAGGAGUGGAACAAAGCCUCGGAACAACUGAUCGAAAUCCAGAAAGUAUGGAAAACGAUCGGUUUCGCCCCGAAAAAAGACAACACCAAAAUUUACGAACGCUUCCGCAACGCAUGCGAUAAAUUUUUCGAAAACAAACGGAAUUUCUAUCUCCAGACGAAAAUGGAGAUGGAAAGCAACCUGCAACUGAAAAACGAAAUAUGCGCUGCAGCCGAAGCCGUUCAGGACAGCGAGGAGUGGAAAAAAGCCACCGACGAACUGAUCGCGCUACAGAAAAGGUGGAAAGAGAUCGGGCCGGUCGCACGCCGCCAUUCGGAUGCGGUGUGGAAACGGUUCCGCACGGCCUGCGACCGUUUUUUCGAGCGCAAGGCGGCCCACUUCGCAACGAUCGACACCCAAUACGAAGAGAACCUGACGAAAAAACGCGCGCUGAUCGAAGAGAUGAAAAACUUCGUCGCGGACGGACAGGAAAAGGCUUUCGACAAACUGAAAGAACUGCAACGCCGUUGGGCCGAAACCGGAUUCGUGCCGAUCCGGCAAAAAGAGGCUAUCCAAAACGAAUGGCGUCAGUUGGUCGAUGCCGCUUUCGCCAAGUUGCGCGGCAAUGAAAAAGAGCGUCAUCUGGAACGCUUCAAAGGCAAAAUCCAAAACCUGGCGGCAGACAACGCCAACGACCGCCGCCUGCGCCACGAACGCGAACGACUGUACAACAAGAUGAAACAACUCGAAGCGGACAUCGCGCUGCUGGAAAACAACAUCGGCUUCUUCUCGAAAAGCAAGAACGCCGAGGCCAUGAUCCGUGACAUAAGCAGGGAGAGUAAAAACAUGGCUGUGAGUAACACGAACAAAACGAAAUUUAUCUUUGUCACCGGAGGCGUCGCCUCUUCGCUGGGAAAGGGGAUUAUCUCCGCAUCCCUCGCGCGGCUGUUGCAAGCCCGGGGCUAUAAAGUAGCGAUCCAGAAGCUGGAUCCGUACAUCAACGUCGAUCCGGGAACGCUGAAUCCCUAUGAACACGGAGAAUGCUACGUCACCGAAGACGGCGCCGAGACCGACCUCGACCUCGGGCACUACGAACGUUUCACGAACAUCCCGACUUCACAGGCCAACAACGUCACCACCGGACGCAUCUACCAGAGCGUUAUCAACAAAGAACGGCGCGGCGAAUUCCUCGGCAAGACCGUGCAGGUCAUCCCGCACAUCACCGACGAAAUCAAACGGCGAAUCAAGUUGCUGAGCGCCAAGAAAAUAUACGACGUUAUCAUCACCGAGAUCGGCGGCACGGUCGGCGACAUCGAAUCGCUGCCGUACAUCGAAGCCGUCCGGCAGCUCCGCUACGAACUGGGAGCGAACAACUCGCUGGUCACCAAGCCGACCCAGCAUUCGGUCAAGCAGUUGCUCGAAAACGGCCUGCAGCCCGACGCGCUGGUACUGCGCACCGAAAAGCACCUGACCAACGACAUCCGGCGCAAAGUGGCGCUGUUUUGCAACGUGGACGUCAAUGCGGUCGUCGAAUCGAUCGACGUACCGACGAUUUACGAAGUGCCGCUGAUGAUGCUGAACCAGAAACUCGAUCUGGUGGUCAAGCAUCCGCAGAAAAAGGUCAACAUCGCGUUGGUCGGCAAAUACACCGAACUGCCUGACGCCUACAAAUCGAUCGUCGAAUCGUUCAUACACGCCGGGGCCGCAAACCAUACGAAGGUGAAACUGCAAUACGUAAAUUCUGAAAAGAUCACCAAAGAGAACAUCGCCGCGCAACUGAAAGGCAUGUGCGGCAUUCUGGUAGCGCCCGGUUCGGGCACCGCGGCAUCGAAGGAAAAAUCGAAGCGCGUAAUCGAAUUCGCCCGCAACGUGCUCGGAUACGCCGAUGCGAAUUCGACCGAGAUGGACAGCACGACGCAUCCGGUGAUCGACCUGAUGGAAGAACAGAAGGGCGUGACCGAAAAAGGCGGCACAAUGCGGCUGGGAGGAUACCCUUGCGCCCUGCAAAAAGGCACGAAAGUCUAUGCGGCAUACGGGAAAGCCGAGAUCGUCGAACGCCAUCGCCACCGUUACGAAUUCAAUAACGACUACCUGGACGAGUUCGUCCAAGCAGGCCUCAAACCGGUCGGCGUAAAUCCGGAUACGAACCUGGUCGAGAUCGUCGAACUGGAAAACCAUCCGUGGUUUAUCGGCGUGCAGUACCACCCCGAAUAUAAAAGUACGGCACUGCACCCGCAUCCGCUUUUUUCGUGGUACAACAGUAAACAGCAGUCGCAGUUCGACGAAGCCAAAACGCUCGUCGAUUCGCUGAACGCCGCCAAUGCGGCAGCCGUUCAGCAAACGCAGAAAGUGGAAAAGAUCACCGUGACGAACUCGCCAGCGGGCGACAGCCUCCGGACGGCGCAAGCCGAACAAGCCCUCGAACGCCACCUCGGGAGCUCUCUUUUUCAAGCGACCAAAGGAACCGAAACUUUCUAUACGGUCGAGAACGACCUGAUGAAAAUCCGCUUUUCGAACAAAGGCGGACGCGUCGCUUCGGUCGAGUUGAAAGAUUACAAAACCUACGGGGACAGCCUCUGGUGCUGGGAUUACUACUUCACCCCCGCCGAGGCGACCGACCUGACUUUCGGGGCAGGGCAGGAGCAAAAGGAAUUCGUCCUGCGGUUGCCGGUGGAUUCGGCCGCCUAUGUGGAUUACGUUUACACGAUCCGCAAGGACAACUACAUGAUCGACUUCGACGUGCGUUUCGUCGAAUGUCGGCCCCAGAACGAAAAAGGGUUCGAAAACGAGAACCGUUACACGACGAUCGCCUAUAAUUACCCGGGCGACGACGGCAUCGAGGAACUCGGCAUCUCCAACGAAACGAAAGAGGAGACGAUCAAUUCCAAGAUCAAAUGGGUGGCAUUCAAGCAGCAGUUCUUCUCGUCGAUCCUGAUCGCCGGAGACGAUUUCCAGAACGGCUCGGUCAAAUUCACGACCUUUGCGCCUACCGCCCGCGAGAUCAAAACGUUCCAUACGCAACUGGCCGUCCCUUAUACGCCGCAGACAGACCAUUACGAUUUCAGUUUCUAUUUCGGCCCGAACAAAUACUCGACGCUGAAAAAAUACGACGACCUGCACCUGCAAAAGUUGGUUCCGCUCGGAGGCUGGAUCAUCGGUUGGGUGAACCGCUGGCUGGUAAUCCCGACGUUCGAUUUCCUGGGUAAAUACAUUUCGAAUUACGGAUUGAUCAUCUUGCUGCUGACGAUCUUCAUCAAAAUCAUCAUCUCGCCGUUGACCUACAAGUCCUACCUUUCGACCGCCAAAAUGCGCCUGCUGAAACCGGAAAUGGACAAGCUCAACGAGAAGUACCCGAAACAGGAAGACGCGAUGAAGAAACAGCAGGCGAUGAUGGCGCUGUACAAAAGUGCCGGAGUCAACCCGAUGGGGGGCUGUAUUCCGAUGCUGAUCCAGUUCCCGAUCCUGAUCGCCAUGUUCCGCUUUUUCCCGGCGUCGAUCGAACUGCGCGGAAAAAUCGUUCUGUGGGCCGACGACCUUUCGUCGUACGACAGCAUCCUGCAUCUGCCAUUCAAACAUUCCGUUCUACGGCGACCAUGUCAGCCUGUUCGCGUUGCUGAUGGCCGUAUCGGUAUUCAUUUCGUCGAAGAUCAAACUACGCGCAGACGGCCGGAGCAGGCCCGCAGAUGGCCGGCAUGA